Messenger RNA from Oncorhynchus keta (chum salmon), 1826 nucleotides. RefSeq names its product serine protease 33-like. NCBI's taxonomy places the organism in Eukaryota, Metazoa, Chordata, Actinopteri, Salmoniformes, Salmonidae. The record is from RefSeq and is a predicted model, not a curated record. Gene Ontology annotation, molecular function: serine-type endopeptidase activity. The coding region runs from base 228 to 1790 and encodes 520 amino acids. Gene Ontology annotation, biological process: proteolysis. The transcript has 9 exons.
CUGGGAUUGGCCCAGAGCUCCCCUCUCUGGUCUGCUCUCCUGCCCAGCCUCAGACCCUCUCUGCUGGAUCCCACUCAGGGCAGACUCCCCCUGGUCAGAUCCAUCCUCCACCACCUGUCGCACGCCUCCAACCCCUACAGCAUCGGUCUACUAUCACCCCCCUCGCCCAACCACUACUCACACCACCCCCCCAGAAACUCCUAUACCCAGACCUCACAAGUAUAGAUAUGAAGGCCUCCAUUUUCCUUCCACGUGCACAACAUCCACGCAAUGAACCCAUCACCCCAUCCCUCGGAACCUUCCCCUCGGUUUCCCUCAAUGUUGCAACUGGGUGUGUACCAGUGGGGGUAUUCCAGGAACCAUUCUCUACACUCUUUGCACUCAUGGGAAUUCCCACUUACCACAUGGGAAUGGGCAUACCACCACCACCUCCUAAUGCCCAUCAGACAGACACAACCCCAACACCUCGCCCCUCUGAGGUGAAUCUAAAGGCCCAACAGCCCCGAACAGAAGCACAACUUGAUCCCCCUACGUCCUCCUCUGAGGUACCCAUGGAGGCCCAACCCCAAAAGGUAGUCCCCUCAUCCCCCCAACCCCCGGACAUGGCCUGCUCAGAGGACCCAAAUUCCGAGACCUCCUCGCCCCUCCCUCCCUGUAAUUGCCCUCUGGAGGUCUCACAGAGGAAGCCAUCUGAAGUGGAUGAAGGAUCUGUUGGGCUAACACUCCCCAAAGAAUGCCCUGAUGAAGAGCCAGAUCUUGAGCCCCCGCGGUGCACUUGCCCCUCACGUCUGACAAUGCUGACGACCUUCAUCGCCGUCUUCAUCAUUCUUUUCAUCUUCUUCGCCAUUUUAGUCAAGUUCCUGUGUUUCCCACCCAACCUGACAAACAUGGUGCAGCCAUGUGGCGUUAAAGGGAACUGCAGUGUCCCAAUGCCAGUCCUGCUGCCCAAGCAACCCAUCAACCAGACAGGUAACGCCAGUGCAGGUUGCCUAGGUCCAGUUGGUGCUGGUCGGAAAGCUUGGAGGAUUGUCGGGGGGAUGUUAGCAGAAGACAAGUGGGGCUGGCAGAGCAGUUUACAUUGGAGAGGGAAACAUGUGUGUGGGGGAGCCAUCGUCACCCCACGUUGGAUUAUUACUGCAGCCCACUGCUUCAUCCAGUACAACAUGUUGCAAGAGUCAGAGUGGCAGGUGGUUGUGGACACGCUCAGUUUGACGGACACAUCAGUGGGCCAACGCUACAGAGCACUGCAGAUCCUCUAUCACCCCAGCUUCUCCGUAAACAACAACGACUAUGACCUGGGGCUACUACGCACCGUGGCUGACAUAGACAUGGGAGGUGGGGUUCGACCAGUAUGUAUGCCCAGUCCUAGAGAGUCCUUCCUUCCUGGUGCCCCCUGUUGGGUCACUGGCUGGGGCUUCACUAAAGAAGGGGGCUCUGUAUCGUCUGAGCUGCGACAGGCUCAGGUGCAAGUGAUAACCCAGUCCAUGUGUUCCCGCCCGAAUGUCUACGGCUCCUACCUCACUCCCAGGAUGCUUUGUGCUGGCACCAUGGAGGGAGGGGUGGACUCAUGCCAGGGAGACAGUGGAGGCCCGCUGGUGUGUGAAACAGGGAAGGGGGACUGGAGGCUGGCUGGGAUAGUGAGCUGGGGAGAUGGCUGUGGUCGGCCCAACAAACCAGGAGUCUACACCAGGGUCACCCAGCUGCUCCCCUGGAUGUACAAAUACGUAGAGAUGGACACAUUUGAAGAAUCUGGAACCCUAACAACAAUGAAUUUUACCUCUGACAGCUAGAUUUUAUUAGCAGUAAUGCGACCAAUUACAUGUAUG